This is a messenger RNA of Clarias gariepinus (North African catfish), 608 nucleotides long. RefSeq names its product ribosomal protein S14 (gene rps14). Gene Ontology annotation, biological process: maturation of SSU-rRNA from tricistronic rRNA transcript (SSU-rRNA, 5.8S rRNA, LSU-rRNA); translation; ribosomal small subunit assembly. The coding region runs from base 112 to 567 and encodes 151 amino acids. The record is from RefSeq and is a predicted model, not a curated record. Lineage: Eukaryota; Metazoa; Chordata; Actinopteri; Siluriformes; Clariidae. Gene Ontology annotation, molecular function: mRNA 5'-UTR binding; structural constituent of ribosome; small ribosomal subunit rRNA binding. Gene Ontology annotation, cellular component: cytosolic small ribosomal subunit; ribosome. The transcript is spliced from 5 exons.
UUUUAUUCUAUACAGUUUCGAACACUUCCGUGUUCCCAGCGUAAUCUUUCAACCCGGAAGCGCUUUCUUCUUCCUUUCCUGUUUCGGCCUCGAUAGGAGCUAUACUGAGCAAUGGCACCACGCAAGGGUAAAGAAAAGAAGGAGGAGCAGGUGAUCAGUCUGGGACCUCAGGUAGCUGAAGGCGAGAACGUCUUCGGGGUCUGCCACAUCUUCGCAUCCUUCAAUGACACCUUCGUGCACGUCACUGAUCUCUCCGGCAAAGAAACGAUCUGCCGUGUGACUGGUGGAAUGAAGGUGAAGGCCGACAGAGACGAGUCCUCUCCCUACGCUGCCAUGUUGGCCGCUCAGGAUGUGGCUCAGAGGUGCAAGGAGCUCGGCAUCACCGCUCUACACAUCAAACUGAGGGCUACUGGCGGAAACAGGACCAAGACUCCAGGACCCGGUGCUCAGUCUGCUCUUAGGGCUCUGGCUCGCUCUGGCAUGAAGAUCGGCCGCAUCGAGGACGUCACCCCAAUUCCAUCAGACAGCACCCGCAGAAAGGGAGGUCGCCGUGGGCGUCGUCUGUAAACUGUUAUGGAUUUUUUUUCAAAAUAAAAAGUCAAAUAGUG